Mollisia scopiformis is the source of this 2918-nucleotide messenger RNA. RefSeq names its product P-loop containing nucleoside triphosphate hydrolase protein. The transcript has 4 exons. The record is from RefSeq and is a predicted model, not a curated record. Gene Ontology annotation, molecular function: GTP binding; ribosome binding; translation elongation factor activity. Bases 209 to 2743 code for a protein of 844 amino acids. Gene Ontology annotation, biological process: translational elongation. NCBI's taxonomy places the organism in Eukaryota, Fungi, Ascomycota, Leotiomycetes, Helotiales, Mollisiaceae. Gene Ontology annotation, cellular component: ribonucleoprotein complex; cytosol.
CCUCCUCCAUCUUCUUCAUCGAAAGUAUCACCACAUCUCCUGCACCCUCUAUCUCCCUGUCGAGGUUCAUCCAAGACAGCUUCAGGUAGAUCCUUCGACUCGGGUGGAUAUUUACCCCACUAUCGAGUCCCGAAACACUCUUUGCGCUCUCUCGCGCCAUUCUACAAAACUCUUCAAUUAAUCAGCUUUUCGAAGCAAUACCGCCACCAUGGUCAACUUCACCAUCGAAGAGGUCCGCGCCUUGAUGGACAAGCCUACGAACGUUCGUAACAUGUCCGUUAUUGCCCACGUCGACCACGGAAAGUCUACCUUGACCGAUUCCCUCCUUGCGAAAGCCGGCAUUAUCUCCGCUGGAAAGGCCGGUGAUGCUCGAGCCACCGAUACUCGCACUGACGAACAAGAACGUGGUAUCACCAUCAAGUCGACGGCUAUCUCUCUGUACGGAAACCUCCAGGAUGACGAGGAUCUGAAAGACAUUGCUGGCCAAAAGACCGAUGGCAGGGAUUUCCUGAUCAACUUGAUCGAUUCUCCAGGUCACGUCGAUUUCUCUUCUGAAGUUACAGCUGCCCUCCGUGUUACCGACGGUGCUUUAGUCGUCGUCGAUACCAUUGAAGGUGUGUGUGUGCAAACCGAGACCGUGCUUCGUCAGGCUCUUGGUGAGCGUAUUAAGCCCGUUGUCAUCAUCAACAAGGUCGAUCGUGCUCUUCUCGAGCUGCAAGUCUCCAAGGAGGAUCUUUACCAAUCCUUCUCGAGAACUAUCGAGUCCGUCAACGUCGUCAUCUCCACCUACUUCGACAAAUCUCUUGGUGAUGUUCAAGUCUACCCAUACAAGGGAACUGUUGCGUUUGGUUCCGGCCUUCACGGCUGGGCUUUCACCAUUCGACAAUUUGCUCAACGAUAUGCCAAGAAGUUUGGUGUUGACCGGAAUAAGAUGAUGGAGCGUCUAUGGGGCGACAAUUACUUCAACCCCCACACCAAGAAGUGGACCAACAAGGGAACUCACGAGGGCAAGCAAUUGGAGCGUGCCUUCAAUCAAUUUAUCCUUGACCCCAUCUUCAGAAUUUUCGCUGCCGUCAUGAACUUCAAGAAGGAUGAGAUUCCAACCCUCCUUGAGAAGCUCAACAUCAAGCUCAAUCCCGACGACAGGGAAAAGGAGGGCAAGCAAUUGCUCAAGGUUGUCAUGAGAACUUUCCUGCCUGCCGCCGAUGCUCUUUUGGAGAUGAUGAUCCUCCACUUGCCAUCUCCCGUCACUGCCCAGAAGUACCGUGCUGAGACUCUUUACGAAGGUCCUCCUGACGAUGAGGCAUGCAUUGGUAUCCGAGAUUGUGAUCCUAAAGCACCUCUCAUGUUGUAUGUCUCCAAGAUGGUGCCCACAUCUGAUAAGGGUCGUUUCUACGCUUUCGGUCGUGUUUUCGCUGGUACCGUCCGAUCUGGUCUCAAGGUCCGCAUCCAGGGCCCCAACUACACUCCCGGCAAGAAGGAUGAUCUCUUCAUCAAGGCUAUUCAACGUACUGUCCUCAUGAUGGGUGGUAAGGUUGAUCCUAUCGAUGAUGUCCCAGCCGGUAACAUUCUCGGUUUGGUCGGUAUCGAUCAAUUCUUGUUGAAAUCUGGUACCCUCACCACCAGUGAUACCGCCCACAACUUGAAGGUCAUGAAGUUCUCCGUCUCCCCUGUCGUCCAACGUUCAGUCGAAGUCAAGAACGCUCAGGAUCUCCCCAAGUUGGUCGAAGGACUUAAGCGCCUCUCAAAGUCGGAUCCUUGUGUUUUGACCUUCAUCUCGCCUUCUGGCGAGCACGUCGUUGCCGGUGCUGGUGAAUUGCACUUGGAGAUUUGCUUGAAGGAUCUUGAGGAGGACCAUGCAGGUGUUCCACUCCGCAUCUCCGACCCUGUCGUUCAGUACCGUGAGACUGUCACUGGCAAGUCUAGCAUCACUGCCUUGUCCAAGUCACCCAACAAGCACAACCGUCUCUACAUGAUUGCUGAGCCACUUGACGAGGAGGUUUCGAAGGAAAUCGAGGCUGGUCGUAUCAGCCCCCGUGACGACUUCAAGGCUCGUGCCCGUGUCUUGGCCGACGACCAUGGUUGGGAUGUCACAGAUGCCCGUAAGAUUUGGUGUUUUGGACCAGAUGCCGGCGGUGCGAACUUGUUGGUUGAUCAGACCAAGGCUGUUCAGUACCUGAACGAAAUCAAGGAUUCCGUCGUUUCCGGUUUCCAAUGGGCUACCCGAGAAGGACCAGUUGCCGAAGAGCCAAUGCGAUCAUGUCGAUUCAACAUCAUGGAUGUUACUCUCCAUGCUGACGCCAUUCACCGUGGCGGUGGUCAACUCAUCCCAACUGCUCGCCGUGUCCUGUACGCCUCUGCUCUCCUUGCCGAGCCAGGUCUCCUCGAGCCUGUCUUCUUGGUUGAGAUUCAAGUUCCCGAGAGCGCUAUGGGAGGUGUCUAUGGUGUCCUUACCCGCCGUAGAGGUCACGUCUUCGCCGAAGAGCAACGCCCUGGAACCCCUCUCUUCACCAUCAAGGCCUAUCUUCCCGUCAUGGAGUCAUUCGGCUUUAACGCUGAUCUCCGCUCACACACCUCCGGCCAAGCAUUCCCUCAAUCCGUUUUCGAUCAUUGGCAAAUUCUUCCAGGUGGUUCACCGAUUGACGGAACCUCGAAAGUCGGUCAAAUCGUCCAGGAGAUCCGUAAGAAGAAGGGUCUCAAGGUUGAAGUUCCAGGCGUUGAGAACUACUAUGAUAAGCUAUAGAUGCAUCCUAUCUUCAUUGGUAGAUUUCUUCGCCAGCUCACUGCGGUGUUGCGCAUCUACAUCGACACAAGAUUAUCAGAAGCAUUUGCACGCGAUACGAACAUCAUGAGAGAAAAGCACAGUCACGACAUCGGUGGUUGGUUGGUCUGAGAUCGGCUUAGGCCAAAAAGCAGCG